This is a messenger RNA of Cladophialophora yegresii CBS 114405, 1764 nucleotides long. RefSeq names its product deoxyribodipyrimidine photo-lyase. The coding region runs from base 1 to 1764 and encodes 587 amino acids. NCBI's taxonomy places the organism in Eukaryota, Fungi, Ascomycota, Eurotiomycetes, Chaetothyriales, Herpotrichiellaceae. The record is from RefSeq and is a predicted model, not a curated record. The transcript has 3 exons. Gene Ontology annotation, biological process: entrainment of circadian clock by photoperiod; circadian regulation of gene expression. Gene Ontology annotation, cellular component: nucleus; cytoplasm. Gene Ontology annotation, molecular function: FAD binding; DNA binding.
AUGAUACCAUACAAACGCAAAGAAUCUGGAACCACACAUCCUCUUCUGCCGGACCUGAAACGACCGCGGACCAGCCAGCCGACCAGUGACCAACAGAAAGACUCAACUAACGAAAUCAAGUAUGGCAUCGUCUUGCGCAAAUUUUAUCCUCCCGAGAUGAUCAAUGAGCGCGCUCUGGCAUACAACGCUGGCAAGAUUGAGCGACCAAUUGAGACGUUGGAGAAUGCCAUCAGUGAGACGCAGCCGCAGCGCGACAGCAUCCUUCCUGGCAAAUGUGUCGUCCAUUGGUACAAAUGUGAUACUCGUACGAUGGAUAACAGAGCCUUACACCUGGCGAGCGAGACAGCAGCGAAGCAUCAGUUGCCUCUGCUAUGCUUCUAUCUGAUAUCGCCUCAGGACUUCGAGGCACACCUGACCGCACCUAUCCGCGUUGACUUCAUCCUGCGCAACCUCCAAAAGUUGAAAGAAGAUCUGUCCGAGCUUGACAUUCCAUUGUACGUCGAGACGGUAGAAAGGAGAAGGGAACUGCCGUCGAGACUCAUCGAGCUUUGUACAAUCUGGGGUGCGAGCCAUGUGUAUUGCAAUGCCGAGUAUGAAGUCGACGAGCUCAGGCGAGAGGCCACGUUGACGAGGUCUUGCUUGGGGAAAGGGAUAUCCUUCAAUGUUAUCCACGAUACAUGCGUUGUUCAGCCUGGCUGCCUCAAAAGUGGCGCUGGAGGUGCACUUUCAGUCUACAGCCCCUGGCACCGCAAAUGGUGUGCAUACCUCAACGAACAUCCGGAACAACUGGACGCCUUUCCCCCUCCCAAGAAGAACCCUCCAGCUACACUGCAAGCCUACCCUGACCUCUUCGCCUGCAAGAUUCCAGACGCACCCAAGUCGAAACAGCUGAGGGAGGAAGAGAAGACAAGAUUCCACACAAUGUGGCCUGCAGGGGAACAUGAGGCUCGGGCGAGACUGAGCAAGUUCAUAUUGGAAAGGAUUCUGAAAUACCAUGAACACAGGAAUCUCCCGGGAGGCAACGCCACCUCGAAUCUUAGCGCACAUCUGGCAGCGGGCACUCUCGCGGCACGAACUGUGGUUCGUGAAGCUCGUGACGCCGCACCAUCUAAGAGAUUGACCGACGACCGCAAACAAGGACACUCAAUGUGGAUCGGGGAGGUGGCUUGGAGAGAUUUCUACAGGCACGUGCUGUGCCAUUGGCCUUAUAUCUGCAUGAACAAACCGUUCAAGCCAGAGUAUAGCAAUAUUGAGUGGGAAUAUGAUUUGGAUCAAUUCGGGAGAUGGACAGACGGAAAUACGGGCUUUCCUAUUGUCGACGCGGCAAUGCGGCAGGCAAGGCACACUGGAUAUAUGCACAACAGGUGUCGUAUGAUAGUGGCAUCAUUCCUGGCCAAAGACCUCCUCAUCGACUGGCGCAUGGGGGAGAAAUGGUUUAUGGAACACCUCAUCGAUGGUGACUUCGCAUCAAAUAACGGCGGAUGGGGCUUCUCUGCGAGUGUGGGAGUCGAUCCACAGCCAUAUUUUCGAAUCUUCAACCCGUUGCUUCAAAGUGAGAAAUUCGACCUGGAAGGAAACUAUAUACGUAAGUGGAUUCCUGAGCUUGCGGGUAUCAAGGACAAAGGCAUUCAUGACCCGUAUGGUCGGGGUUAUGCAAAGAUCGCCGAAGUGAAUGGGUAUCCAAGACCGAUGGUUGAUCAUAAAAAAGCACGAGAGCGGGCUCUGGCGCGAUACAAGGCAGGCAUCGGCAGGGAUACAGCCUAA